AGAUGGAUUGGCAAGGGCAGAAGCUAUCGGAGCAGUUGAUGCAGAUUCUUCUGCUGGCUUUUGCGGUGGUGGCGUUUGCAACGGGCUAUGUCUUGGGAUCGUUCCAGACAAUGUUGUUAAUCUAUGCCGCCGGGGUCGUUAUCACUACUUUGAUCACUGUUCCCAAUUGGCCUUUCUUCAAUCGAAACCCUCUCAAGUGGCUCGAUCCAAGCGAAGCCGAGAAGCAUCCGAAGCCGCAGAUAUCUUCUAAUUCUAGUUCGAAGAAGAAGACCUCUAAGAAGUAGGUCAAUUCACUUAUCAUAUUCAGGUUAUUUCUAGGGUUUUUGAUGACUUUUUGGAUGUGUUUGGUAUCUGUGUCUCUGCUUUUUGGCUUAAUUGGACCUAUAAAGUUGCCUUUAAUUUGAUAACUUUAUACAAUGACUAAAGGAUUUAAUCUUCGCAUUUGCCUUUGGCUUCAAUCUCAUUUUUGGUUCUCGUUUA
Molecule: messenger RNA, 480 nt
Organism: Camellia sinensis
Lineage: Eukaryota; Viridiplantae; Streptophyta; Magnoliopsida; Ericales; Theaceae
Source: RefSeq, a predicted model, not a curated record